Zingiber officinale is the source of this 1043-nucleotide messenger RNA. RefSeq names its product stem-specific protein TSJT1-like. The transcript is spliced from 4 exons. Lineage: Eukaryota; Viridiplantae; Streptophyta; Magnoliopsida; Zingiberales; Zingiberaceae. The coding region runs from base 93 to 836 and encodes 247 amino acids. The record is from RefSeq and is a predicted model, not a curated record.
GUAUAGUUUAUUUAUGCGCGACACGAGGGCUCCGUAAACCGAUCGAGAAGAGACGCGGGAGUCGGAAUCGGUUCCAAGGGUCGACGGAGAAGAUGCUGGCUGUGUUCAAUCCGACUGUGGCGAAGGUGCCGGAGGGGCUGAAGAGCCCGGAGGCAGCGGGCGGGGAGGGCGGCCGCCGAGUGGUGGAUCACUUCGCGGCGGAGCGGAAGGGAGCGGUGGUCGUCGGCCUCGGCUUGGCCGGCACUUUGGCUUACACGUCGGAGAACCAGAACCCUCUCCUUCCGAGAUUAUUCGCUGUGGCAGAUGAUGUAUUUUGCAUGUUCCAAGGGCAUCUCGAGAAUCUGACUUUGCUGAAACAACAGUAUGGUUUAGGCAAGAUUGCUAAUGAAGUAAUCAUUGUAAUUGAAGCCUAUAAAACAUUGAGAGAUAGAGGGCCAUUCCCUGCUAGCCAAGUUUUGAGAGACCUCAGUGGAAAAUUUGCUUUUGUUCUGUUUGAUAGCUCAUCAAAUUCUGCCUUCAUUGCUGGUGAUGCUCACGAGAGUGUUCCCUUCUUCUGGGGAGCCGAUGCCGAAGAUCAUCUUAUAGUAUCUGAUGACAUAGGUAUCAUCAAAAAGGGUUGCGGGAAAUCAUUCGCCCCUUUCCCUAAAGGCUGCUUCUUCACUACAUCUGGAGGAUUGAAGAGCUUUGAACAUCCUCUCCAUGAGCUGAAGCCAGUGCCAAGGGUCGACAGUGAUGGCAAUUUCUGUGGUUCUGACUACAAGGUCGACGACAAGGCGAAGAAGGAAUCAGGGAUUCCCAGAGUCGGUAGCGCUGCAGAUUGGUCGUCCCAAUUUUGAUUCUGCAAAUUCUCAUACUCCAUGCUGCCAUUGAUGCUUCCCUAUGGGUAUAUUAGACUAUGUGCAAACCUAAAGAAGUUGUAUGUAUGACCUAAAUCAUAAUAAUGAUGUUAGGAUCCUCGCAUGUAUCCCUGAACCUAUAUUUAUGUAAUAGUUUCAACUUCCAAAAUUGCUAUUUGAGUUAAUAACUUGCAAGUUUCUAUGAAA